AUGACCCAAGAGUCGCGCGACUUUGCAGACGAUCUCUCGGACGUGGAGGAAGACCAAAUUGAUAGGGUUCUCAAACAGAUUAAAAAUAGGAAGGCUCUCGGACAUGCAAAAAUGCUGCAGUCUGAAUGCUGCCUCACUGUCGGUUUUAGGAUGAACUUGAACACGUCUAAGGUCAUGUUCAACGAGCAUAUACUCCAGAAAUGUAGCAAGCUGAAGUGGCAGUGGUCUAGCCACAGCCGUCGUAGAGCCGACGAGCGUUGGAGGAGACGGGGGCGG
Iphiclides podalirius (scarce swallowtail) is the source of this 276-nucleotide messenger RNA. The record is from the annotation of a GenBank genome assembly. Lineage: Eukaryota; Metazoa; Arthropoda; Insecta; Lepidoptera; Papilionidae.